Thrips palmi is the source of this 3562-nucleotide messenger RNA. RefSeq names its product putative inorganic phosphate cotransporter. The transcript has 10 exons. The record is from RefSeq and is a predicted model, not a curated record. NCBI's taxonomy places the organism in Eukaryota, Metazoa, Arthropoda, Insecta, Thysanoptera, Thripidae. Gene Ontology annotation, molecular function: transmembrane transporter activity. The coding region runs from base 377 to 1963 and encodes 528 amino acids. Gene Ontology annotation, biological process: transmembrane transport; monoatomic anion transport.
GCGUGUCGUGGUGUGGCCUGUCGGGCCUGUCGGCGUGCCAGAGCACCGCCAGAGUGCCAGGCCGGUCCGGUGUGGUCGUUCGUCAGUCAGUCAGUCUCUUUCCUUCACUCCACUUGGCCGCUCCGACAACGUCCGACAAGGAGACAAGGACCCACGCGCGUGCUCUCGCUCUCUCCCUCGCCGCCAGGAGGGUUGCCGUCGUUCGACGUCGACAGCUCUUCCGCGACAACCCUCGCGCUCGCACGGACCGCCUCCGGCUAUGCCCCCCAGCGCGGAGUGAACCUCGGCCUUGCUCGCCUCCUCGACGUCGAGGACGCGCCCCGGGACUCGCCGCCCUUCGCCAGCCAACCGGAACCAAAGCCUGCCCGCCGCCACCAUGGUGACGCCCGCCGAGACGGUGGUCAGCAGCACCGCCAAGGAGCUGGAGGCGAAGCAGCAGCCGCAGGAGAAGGACGUCCCGGCGCCGCGAGGAUGCCUGGGCUCCAGACACUGCAUGACGCUGCUGCUGUUUCUGGGCAUGGCCAACGCCUACGUCAUGAGGACCAACAUGUCGGUGGCCAUCGUCGCCAUGGUGAACCACACGGCCCUGCCGCAGGUGCACGAGGCCAUGGACGUGGAGGACUGCGGCGGCGCCGUCGGCUCCAUCAAGCCCAGGAGGAACGACACUGACGGCGACGGCGAGUUCGUGUGGAACACGUACACGCAGAGCUACAUCCUCAGCUCCUUCUUCUACGGCUACGUGCUCACCCAGAUCCCCUUCGGCGUGCUGGCCAAGCGCUACGGCGCCAAGUACUUCCUGGGCGUCGGCAUGCUCAUCAACUCCGUGUUCGGCCUGCUGGUGCCCGUGGCGGCCUACGCCGGCGUCGGGCCCCUCAUCGUGGUCCGCUUCAUCCAGGGCCUCGGCGAGGGACCGAUUGUACCCUGCACUCACGCCCUACUGGCCAAAUGGGUCCCCCCGAAUGAAAGAAGCAGAAUGGGAGCGUUUGUCUACGCUGGUGCCCAAUUCGGUACUGUGGUCUCCAUGCCUCUGAGCGGGCUUUUGGCUGCUUAUGGCUUUGCCGGCGGUUGGCCAUCCAUUUUCUACGUGUUUGGAGUAGUGGGCUCAGUAUGGUCUCUUGUGUUCCUGUUCUACGGUCACGAAGAUCCGGAAUCUCAUCCAACCAUCGACCCUGCGGAGAGGAAGUACAUUGUAAAUUCGCUGUGGGGACCCGCUGGAGUGUCGUCUCCACCUAUUCCAUGGAUAUCCAUUCUCAAGUCUCUUCCUUUCUGGGCCAUUCUGAUGGCUCACAUUGGUCAGAACUACGGGUAUGAGACUCUGAUGACGGAACUGCCUACAUUCAUGAAGCAAGUUCUGCAUUUCGACAUUAAACAGAAUGGCACAGCAUCUGCACUCCCAUACUUGGCCAUGUGGAUCUUCUCCAUGUUGCUGAGUGUUCUCACAGACUGGAUGAUCUCCACCCGCCUGUCCCACACAACAGCCAGGCGCAUUGUUAAUUCCUUGGGUCAAUAUGGCCCCGCCAUAGCCCUUGUGAUAGCAUCCUAUACCGGCUGCAACCCUUUGCUCACUGUUGCCAUUCUCACCCUUGGGAUGGGUCUGAAUGGUGGUAUCUAUUCAGGCUUUAAAGUGAACCAUCUGGAUAUUUCACCUCGAUUUGCCGGAAUCUUAAUGAGCUUCACAAACUGCACUGCAAAUCUUGCUGGACUGCUUGCACCCGUCACUGCCGGCUACAUAAUUCAUGGAAGGCCUACUCAAGCUGCGUGGCGGGAAGUCUUCUUCAUCUCUGCCGGAGUGUACAUAUUCUGUGCCACUUUCUACCUCAUAUUUUCCUCCGGUGAAAGACAAUCAUGGGAUGACCCCAGCACAGAUUCUCCUCGCCCUCAAGACCCUGAAGCUAAUGGGCACAGCAAGAAAAUGAAUGGUGUUGAGAACAAUGGUGCAGCCAUUGAGGAAAGCCAGCAUUGAAUUGAUGAACUGCCGGACCAGCACGAGUUCGUGUUUUGUGGGUUGUGUUUGCAGCAUUGCCAUGAAGGUGGCGACGCUUAUUAAUUUCUAGUGGGAGGUGUCCCAUUGUGUGAUGAGAGCUACAAACUUGAGACCAGCCUCACGUGAUUCGAUACCUGCUUCCAACUGCUAUGCCAUGAAGCUGAAAACCUUCAAGCAUUUUUUUGCGAGUUUUGUUGAGCUAUAGUUUGUGCAGAUGUUCUGGUCGCCAUAGAAAGCUUAUUUAUUUUCUUAUUUUAAGGAUUGGAAAUGCAUGGUGGAUGUGACUAUUCAGCAUUUGAUUAGAUCAAGAUAGCUGUACAUAAUUCAUGCCUACUGUUAACUGUAAGGCUCCACACCAGUAUUUAAAAUUUGUUUCUAGAAAGAGUACGUGCAUUUAAAUAUCAUCUUUUCAUUGUCUGUUAUGUAAUGAAACAAGAGGCAAAGUUGGUUUGUGAUAUAGAAAAUUCCCUAUGUUCUGGUGAGAAUGUGUCCGAUGAUCACCACCUUCCUUAUUUGAAGAGGUGCAUCUUGACUUUCCUGUGGAGUUUGGAUGACAAAAUCAGAGGAAGGUUUGAUUGUCGUUUAUUUACUGCUAAACUGUAGAUCCGUUUCAGAAAUCUUAGACUUGGAUUGGUACUACAAUAAGACAGUACACUUAGGCGAAUUUUUAUUUUAUUCCCAUGUAGGUAUCUUUAAUUUUAUCCCCUAUCGUUGCCUUUGGCAGUAAAUGGUCUAUUUUUAUUUUGAACCUGAAUUUUCAGACAAUUUUUCUGCCAUUGUAGAUAGUUUAGUUAAGAUUUUAGCUGUGAUACUCAUCAGAUUAAAAAUUUGACUCUCAUAUGUGUGAAUGAUGACUCCUUUUUGUUGCCAGAGUGGAAUGCCAGAAACAUGUUGUUAAUCCAAACGGUCUGCCAUAUGUUGACUGGUGGAAUUAAAUGCAAAUUCACAUACCAUGUUUUGCAAGUGUUAAAAAGUGAUAAGUUUUAAAGUAUUUAUUUCAACAUAUUUUUAUGGUCAUCAUAUGUAUGAUGCAGAUGCGGGUUUGUUUAAGCAAUGAGUGCUGAGCUUCCCCCAUAAAAUGAAUGUUGUUUUUCCCAGUUGGGUUUGAGUUCUUUUUAUCUUGAAUUUCUAGAGGAAUCCUAUUGAAUUUUUAAUGUUUAAAACAAGCAAAGCAGGAAACAAGAUAUUUAAAAAUACUACCUCAUUUUAGAUUAUUUUCUCUGUCAGUAAUUAAUGGCUGACUGGAAUGCUUGCAGAUGAAUUAUAUUAGUUUCUCUUGUGAUAGUUUUAAAUAUAGACAGUGACAUGGACAUAAACAGUCAAAUAUCCCUCUUGAAAAGAUUUGCUGUUGUAAUAGGGACAUGGAAGAACUCUUAUCAGGUGCUUUCCAGCUAUGACUUGUAGCUCCUUGUUUUCCUUUCUGUCAAACAAAAUUUGCGCUGUGUGAUGGGGAUUUUAGUUGUGUUUUUAUCUUUUGUUAUCCAUCAGCUUCCAAGGUGUACAUCAUGCACGUGUGAAUUUGGUUUGCAUUGAACAGUUUUCUUUUCCUGGACCUCUGUGAAUAAAUAUUCAGCAGUA